AAGACGAUAAUAGUCGCAGUAGAACCAUUAGAGAGCGCUACUCACGCUGCUAAACGCCGGUAUUCACACAACUCGAGAAUACGACGUUCGUUUCGAAUUUUCAACUAAAGACAAGCGUACUAACACCCUCUCACCACCACAACAGCCUAUCGGCAGCAGCUGCCUACAUUGCGAGCUAAGCGACAGAUUUAUUCACUUCCACUCAGUGCAGGUUGAUUAGUUGGAGGAGAAAAGCGCGAACAGAACUACGUUAAGCGGAAGAAUUCGAAAACGUGAAGCUCAGACGCGUUAAUAAAUUAUAAUUCUUUUUUUUUUGACUGCGGUGUCACAACUGUUUAACAUUUCGUGUGUUUUGCAUAUUUUUCCUUAAUGCAGAGCAGUAACUAAAUUUGUGUUUUAAUUUUAAAUAAUUGCAAAAUUAAAAACCACAACAAACUGUGAUAUAAUUGUAAACGGGAAUUUUUAAUAAAGUUCGAAAAAAUGAAAUUCCUAUAUUUUGCCUGUUUUGUGUUGAUGGUCCAGUGGACGUAUGGAGCGGUAUCGACUCUGCAACCACCCACAAUAAUUCAUACCUUGAAUUCUACUGAUGUGGGUCCUGAAUUUCUAUCGCUGAAUGAAACAUCAUCAACUACUACAACGACCACCAAACCAGUCACCCAGGCAAUCCAUCGCAAUAGGGAUGGCAAGGACGACGAAAAUGAAACGGAAAAGCCAAUUGAAGAUGCCAACUUCUGGUUCAAUGUGGCUCGCAAACAGCUGGACAAGGUCAUAAAGAGUGCAAUGAAAAAUCAAGAGAAUGGCUUUAAACGUAAAGCGAAAAAUAUCAUAAUUUUUGUGGGAGAUGGUAUGGGAUUGACGACAAUAACAGCGGGACGCAUCUACAAGGGACAGUAUUUGAAACAUGGCCACGGUGAGGAGGAGAAAUUGGCAUUCGAUGAGUUUGCCUAUACUGGCUUGGCCAAGACUUACAAUGUUGAUAAACAAGUACCCGAUUCGGCUGGCACAGCUACGGCCAUGUUUUGUGGCGCUAAAAGCGAUUAUGGUGCCAUUGGUGUGGACACAACACGCUCCAAGACUAAUGCCCAGCAGGGACGUCUUACAUCAAUUAUGGAUUGGGCCCAGGCCGAGGGCAAACGUACGGGAAUUGUGACAACCACACGUAUUACUCAUGCCACACCGGCAGCUACUUAUGCUCGUAUCUAUCACCGUGAUUGGGAGUGUGAUACAAAGGUGCCAAUGGAAUCGCAAGGCAUUCACAAAGAUAUUGCUAGACAAUUAAUAGAAAAUGCACCGGGUAAUAAAUUCAAUGUCAUCAUGGGUGGUGGUCUGAAACCCUUGGGCGCCACAAAUCCCAAUGAAAAACGUACCAUUCCAUGGGAAGGUGAUACCGAAGAGAUCUGUUCCCGUGGUGAUGAUAUGAAUUUACCAAAGCAAUGGUUGCAAAUGGGUAAAGAUAUGAACGAGAAAAGAGAAUUUGUACAAAGCAUAAAGGAAUUGGAUGAAUUGGAUUUGAAAGAAGUUGAUCGUUUGAUGGGUUUGUUCCGCAACAAUCACAUCACUUAUGCCAUUGGUAAGGAAGAAGGAGAACCGUCACUCAAGGAAAUGACUGAAGCUGCCAUUGAAGUGCUACAGCGGGAACAUUCCAAUGGCUUUGUUCUUCUGGUCGAAGGCGGACGUAUCGAUCAGGCUCAUCAUCAGAAUUAUGCUCAUGCUGCCCUCCACGAAGUCUAUGAAUUCGAUCAGGCCAUUGAGGCAGCAUUGGAGAAUACGAAUGCCAAUGAAACUCUCAUUCUAGUCACCGCCGAUCACUCACAUUCCGUAACCCUCAAUGGUUACCCGAAACGUGGCAAUGAUAUUCUGGGUUUUGCCAAUAAAGCCAGUGACCCCAUGGCCUAUGAGACAAUUAUGUAUGCCAACGGUCCUGGUUUCUAUGAUCAUUUAGCCAAUGAUACAGCCGCCGUAGCCCAAAGUCCUCUCAAUUUCUGGAAAAACUUAAGCACUCUAACAGCUGAACAGGUACAUGCACCGAACUAUCGCCACAUGGCUACCGUGCCACUUAAGGAUGAGUCUCAUGGUGGUGAAGAUGUUAUUGUCUUCGCAAAUGGCCCCGGAUCAAGUUUGGUGCGGGGUGUCUUCGAACAAAACUAUUUGGCAUAUGUUAUGAGCUAUGCUGGAUGUAUGGGUCCAGCAAAGGAUUUCGACGAGACAUGCAGAAGUAGCGCCUCAUCCCUGGCAUCGGCAACCACAAUGCCAUUGCUUAUUGUUUUGGCCGUGUGUUUAAUUAAUUAUUUUAAAUAGAUUUUAAGUUUGUUGAUUGUUGUAAUUAAAGAAGCUUCCUAGUUGUAUUAAUGUUAAUUUUAAUAAAACAAAAUAAACUAGUAUAAAUUGCUGGACAAAUUA
Musca domestica (house fly) is the source of this 2400-nucleotide messenger RNA. It is a transcript of the gene Alp4, whose product is annotated as alkaline phosphatase 4. The coding region runs from base 481 to 2298 and encodes 605 amino acids. The record is from RefSeq and is a predicted model, not a curated record. The transcript is spliced from 4 exons. Gene Ontology annotation, biological process: dephosphorylation. NCBI's taxonomy places the organism in Eukaryota, Metazoa, Arthropoda, Insecta, Diptera, Muscidae. Gene Ontology annotation, molecular function: alkaline phosphatase activity.